Lucilia sericata (common green bottle fly) is the source of this 827-nucleotide messenger RNA. RefSeq lists its product as uncharacterized. The record is from RefSeq and is a predicted model, not a curated record. Bases 76 to 732 code for a protein of 218 amino acids. Gene Ontology annotation, molecular function: N-acetyltransferase activity. Lineage: Eukaryota; Metazoa; Arthropoda; Insecta; Diptera; Calliphoridae. The transcript has a single exon.
CUUACCCAGUUCACUAGAACUAUUUAUAUAAAUUAGUUUUUUGCCAACCGCACAUCGCAAAAGUACAAGACCAAAAUGUGGAACGAUGAUAUUAAAUUUCGCGUUGUACAACCCCACGAAUACGAACAAGUUGUAAACUUUAUUAUUGAGCACUUCUAUCGUGAUGAACCCUUAAGUUGUUUGGAACCCAAGGUAAUACCCAGUGAAACCGAUCGUGCCGAUAUAUUGGCCUGUCUAAAAGGUGGCACCAGUAUUUUGGGUGUACAAGUCAAGGAAAAUGGCGAAGAAGAAUUGGUAGCUGUUAAUACUGCUGUGCCUAAGGAUCCCUCCUCCAUAGACAAGUACUUUGAAUCGGCCGAAAAGGAAGGCAAUACUAAAUAUGGACAAAUUUUGAAAUUAUUGGGUGUUGCCAGUCGUGAGGCUGAUGUCUUCAAACGCUAUAAUGUCGAUAAGUUGCUGUACUCUUUCAUGACCUGUGUUAAACCCGAUGUACGUGGUAAGAAUUUGGGUGUACGCAUUAAGUUGGAACUUAUGGAAUUGGGUCGUCGUUUGGGCUAUAAAUUGUUGACAGCCGAUUGCACUAGCUAUUAUUCGGCUCGUGUAUGUGAACGUUUGGAUUGGGAUCGUGUGAAUUUUGUCGCCUACAAGGAUUAUGUUGAUGAAAAUAAUAAACCCAUCUUUAGUCCUCCUCCACCACAUGUUGGUUUGACUUCAUUUGCUACUCGUCUGUAAAAUAUGGUUAUUUUCUUAAUUUGUAAUUUAUAUAAUGUUAGUAAUUUAUUUUAUAUUUUAAUAAAAUUGUUGUUUUCUGUUAGUGAUUAAAUUAA